This is a messenger RNA of Acaulospora morrowiae, 385 nucleotides long. The record is from the annotation of a GenBank genome assembly. NCBI's taxonomy places the organism in Eukaryota, Fungi, Glomeromycota, Glomeromycetes, Diversisporales, Acaulosporaceae.
GGAGGAAGAACCAAGAAAAAUAAGAAAACUAGAGGACAAGAUCCGGGAAUUGAACCAGCAACUCCGGGAACUGAGGAUGAGUUACGGCAAGCCUAAUGUCACUGGAGAGUACAAUACGAGAAGACCUAAGACACCAACAGAAGGGAAUAACCGAGGGGCUUCGAAUUGCAAUAUUUCGAAAUUGUGUAGGAGAGUAAUGAUGAUGAACAAGAGGGAGGCGGCAGGAGCCGGAUCUACAGAGGACAAGACAGAGAAGCGGGCAAAUGAGCUGACAGUGAUAUCAAUGGAGAAACAGAAGACGACGAAUGAGGGAGAAUCACAACUAGCCAAUGAGAAUGUCAUCGCGUACCCACCACCAGAACCACUCGUCGGAAAUCUAUGCUAA